Molecule: messenger RNA, 804 nt
Organism: Glycine soja
Lineage: Eukaryota; Viridiplantae; Streptophyta; Magnoliopsida; Fabales; Fabaceae
Exons: 2
Coding region: 1-804 (267 amino acids)
Source: RefSeq, a predicted model, not a curated record
AUGGAACGUGUAUUGGCUGAUGUACUUAGAGAUCAAAGGAAUUUGGGCAACAAGGGUGACGGAGGUUGGAAAAGGUCAGCAUUGAAUGUUGUAGCCACAGUGUUAUCUACAAGCUUCAAUGUUAAUGUCACAUCAGAUAAUGUCAAAAACCGUAUCAAAUUAUGGAGAUCGUGGUAUGGUAUUGUAAGUGACAUCCUUGGCCAGAGUGGAUUUGAUUGGGAUGGCACUAAGCACAUGAUCACAGUUGAGAAUGAAAAUGCUUGGAAUGAAUAUUGCACUUCGCAUAAAUCGGCUAAACCGUUUCGAUACAAGGUGCUUCAAAAUUGGGAUGAUAUAGUGGAUUUGUGUGCUAAAGAUAGAGCCACCGGUCAUGGAGCUGAAACUGCUAUAGAUGCUGAUGAAGCGAUGAGUAGAGAAACAAAUGAAGUGGAAUUCAUGGGGUUAGGUGCUACUGCCAUAGAUUUAGAAGAACCAAGCUCUAAUACAAAAGGAAAAAGACAAGGUUCGACUUCUUCUGGCACACAUCCUCACAAGAGAAAGAUGGGAGAAAAAGAAGGAAUAGCCGCUUCUUUGGAUAAAAUGACGAACUCUUUUAACCGAAUGGUGGAAAAAAUGGAUGGUAAAGUUGAUGAUGAAGAUAUUCAAGAAGUAUUACGUGAGGCAGCUUUGAUACCAGAUCUUAAUAGACAACAAUGGGCUAAAGCUAUUAAAUGGUUAGCUGACGAUCCAAAACAGUUAGCUAUUGUGAAAGCCCUUCCAAUUCACCAAAAGACAGAUUAUGUUUUAACACACCUUGGAGAAUGA